Paramuricea clavata is the source of this 1791-nucleotide messenger RNA. Lineage: Eukaryota; Metazoa; Cnidaria; Anthozoa; Malacalcyonacea; Plexauridae. The record is from the annotation of a GenBank genome assembly.
AUGGAAACUUGCAAUGAUUCAAAAUUUCACCUGCACGAAGCUGUAGAACAGUUCAAUAUUGAAAACGAUGGAGAUAUAUUUUUGGUCGCUGCAAAAGAAACUUUAGAACACGGGCAAGCGGAAGUAUUGUUCGAGGUGCUAGAAGCCACAGAGAAUCGCAAAUUAUUGAAUUUUGUUGGCUGGGAUUUGGUUAAAAUCGUUUUCCAGUUCUUGCCAGAUGAUUGUGUGAAUUCGUUGCACUUUGAAAGUUAUAACAAGUUACUUCAUCUUAUAUGUAAUUCAUGCAACCCAAGGGAAGUUUGUUUAAGUCUUAGGGAGUUAUUGAGUCGUGAAUUAACUUGGCAAAAGUUAGUGAUAUUAUUGGGUCUUUUGAGGUUAACAGGUAGCCGACUUGGGGGAAAAAUUGGUAAGAUUUUAACAAGCAUUCUUGUAUCACUUCAAAGAUGUUUACAAAACAGAAAUGACAUUGUUGAACAAGUUGAAAUUUUGGAAACCACACUUGAAUUUGUGGAUGAACUUAUAGAGAAAACUCAAAACACACUCGCAAAUGUAUCUGACGAUAAAACGGCAUUUCAAGAAGGGCUUCUAUCGUUCCUUAUAGCUCUAUUAGAGCAACCUUUCGUCCUGUUAGAGUUCAAAAUAAACUCUGAAACGCAAGAACAGGAUGACAUUAUGAAAUUUGCAAAAACCAUUGUACGGAUGCUAGGUGUUUUAGAAAAUGGUUGUUUGAAGCGAUUGUUUGAUUAUGGUGUUCAUCAUAGAAACAGAAUUCAGAAACAAUUGAAGGUUGAUGAUGAUGAUAUCGAUGAUGACAUUGAUGAUGUUAAUAAUUGUCAUUCCUUUGUUGGGCUUGGUUGUCUAGCUUUCUUAACGCACGUGGCAGGAUUGGGAAAACAAUUUAUUCCUGUAAUCACAACAGGAAAAUACUAUUUGGAUACAAAUAUGGUAUAUAUAAACACAUUACUUUGUCAUCGCGAAACGCAAGUGAUUUUGAAAGGUCUUAGCCUAUUAUUGGCUGUUUUAAAUAUGGUUGAAGCGAACACGGUGCAUCAUAGCUACAUUGAUAAUAUGGAUUUGACGGAAUUGCUUACCAAUUUGAGACACCUCAUGACAUAUUCCGAGGACAGUAUAAUCAGACAAGAGUCUGUGAAAGGAUUUAGGAAGAUUUUGGGUAUUUUUACACCCAGAGGCAAGUAUAGAUUACUACGAUCUUUACACGAAGGUGAAAUCCAAUCUGGUUUUGCGGAACUUCUUUAUUUAAUCCUUAAAGAAGAAAUUGCAAACUCCGUUGAGAACGACAGCGAAGAUUCAUGGUUUCUUGGCAGUAAAUUAGAAUCAUUCCUUGAUGAAAUAUUCAAGGUCCCACCGAAAUCUUUGCAGUCCGAAUUUGGAAUAAUAGAAGAGAGCAACCGAGUUUUGUCUGCUUUAAAUCUCCUUCGGUUCUUGCUGCUACGAGACACGAAAAAUAAAACUACAAUACAUAGAAUUUUUCCACAAUUAGAAAACACAUACCUGAAGAAACUCAGAGAUGUAGUGACAUUUAGUAGAUCUAGCAUUACAACGUUAGUUCAAGACAAAGAAGAUGAAAUAAAAGGGAUUGUAGUUUCGAAAAAAACAUCAGACGAGACGAUACUGAACGUGACAACCGUGGAUGGGAGUGAACUUGAACAGGGGUCACCCAAGGAACAGAUAGAAGUCCUGCAAUCUGCCUGUCUUACUUUAGAUAUGAUUGAGUCUAUUUUGGCAAGAAUUGGGGAAAUAGGUAAAGAUAGACAAUCAUCGUGUAAUUAG